Messenger RNA from Microthlaspi erraticum, 285 nucleotides. Lineage: Eukaryota; Viridiplantae; Streptophyta; Magnoliopsida; Brassicales; Brassicaceae. The record is from the annotation of a GenBank genome assembly.
AUGAGAGAUGCAAGGCCAAACAUGGACCAACAGGCCAAGGCAGUUGCGAUGCAUUUCAAACCUGCACAUGCAAUUACAUAUGUGGACCGCCUGAACCAGCUCCACCAGGCAAACAGUGCUCUGGCGGGACUGGACUUUGCGACACUAAAUGUGGGAAUCAAUGUUGCAAUCAAAGCUGUGCGCAAAAGUUUCCUGGCGGAGGUGGAUAUUGUGAGCCCCUUGCCCAUUCGUUAUUGUGCAAAUGUCAAUACCCUUGCUAAGUUUGUUUUAAUGUUUUUGGAAUAA